Molecule: messenger RNA, 942 nt
Organism: Talaromyces proteolyticus
Lineage: Eukaryota; Fungi; Ascomycota; Eurotiomycetes; Eurotiales; Trichocomaceae
Product: putative siderophore esterase
Exons: 2
Coding region: 1-942 (313 amino acids)
Molecular function (GO): hydrolase activity, acting on ester bonds
Source: RefSeq, a predicted model, not a curated record
AUGGGCGAAAUAGCCAUAACGGGAAGCAGCAAGCCAACCGCCAUCUCGCUUCCCAGCUCAGAACAGUUCUGUCUUGACAGUGAACAAGGCGAGACAUAUCAGAUCCAAAUAUCUUGGCCAUUGCAUUGGCAGAAUGGUCGCGCAUCUGAUCACGGGCCACUUCCCAUUAUAUACAUUGUAGAUGGGAAUGCGCUGUUCUUGACUGCAACUGAGACAGCCUGGCGUCGCGCGGCAUCUUCACAUUUCGCUGGCGGGGGCAUCAUUGUUAGCAUCGGAUACCCAUUAACCGGAAAAUUAUACGACGCACGAAGACGUAGUCUAGAUCUGACGCCGCCGACAGCCGCCCCGAUUCCUGGGUAUGGAGGCGCAGACAUAUUCAUAGACUUUAUCGACAAAUGCGUUCGACCCGCGGUCAAAGCCCGAUUCCCCCAUUUGCGUGUGUCCAGAGAAGCGCUCUAUGGACAUUCCUAUGGGGGACUGUUUGCCCUCCACGUAUUGUUUACACGACCUCAUCUAUUCGACUGUUAUUUGGCUGGUAGUCCGUCGAUUUGGUGGAAUAGCCGGUGCAUCUUACACGAAGCAAAGACAUUCAUCGAAGAGAAGGAAAAGCCUAUGGAUGAGAAGACGCCGUCGCUGAUGGUUUUCUGGGGUGCCUUCGAGCAAAACCCGCCUCAGUGGGACAACGAACCGCUCGACCACUAUGAAGGAAGAAAGCAGAUCGCGUCAGAUUUGCGAAUGGCUGGCAAUGCCAUCGAUCUUUGUACGAUACUAAAAGGUAGCAAACGCUUGCGUACCAUCAUAGAUUAUGAGUAUGAUAGUGAGGAACAUACUAGUGUCAUGCCAUGCUCGAUUAGUCGGAGCUUGACCAUGUUCUUUGAAGAUUGGCCCCUGCAUCAAGCAUGGAAGAAGGGCGAGACCAUGGAAACUGCAGCCAUCCGAUAA